GAGAUCGACAGCCAAAAUUCCUUGCGAUUUCAAUAAGGGCUAAUAAGAAAAAUCAAUCAACGCAUUCAAACGAUUCAUUUAUAAAGGGAUUUAAAUUAAACAUGAAUGAAAAUAAUGAAUCAAAUUUAGAAGAAAUAUCCGAUAAUGAUUUAGAGCCUAAAAUAUCAACCAUUUUGCGUGGAAAUCGUCGAGGUCGAGGUCAAGGAAUUUUGCCGUUAGUAUCUCAUGAAGAAAUUGAACUUGCCACGCAUAGUCAAGAUACAUUAUUAGAGCAGCAAGAACAAGAUAUCAACACAUUAGUGGUGGAUUUAAUCUCCCAAGACCUAGAGCCAGAAAUUGAAAACCAAUUAAAUAGCUAUUUAGAUCUCAACAAUUUGCAUAUCUUAACUGAGGAGAAGCUUGAUGAUUCUGAAAUUAUCGAA
Cetraspora pellucida is the source of this 422-nucleotide messenger RNA. The record is from the annotation of a GenBank genome assembly. Lineage: Eukaryota; Fungi; Glomeromycota; Glomeromycetes; Diversisporales; Gigasporaceae.